Rana temporaria (common frog) is the source of this 2244-nucleotide messenger RNA. It is a transcript of the gene LAPTM4B, whose product is annotated as lysosomal protein transmembrane 4 beta. Bases 211 to 888 code for a protein of 225 amino acids. The transcript has 7 exons. Gene Ontology annotation, cellular component: lysosomal membrane. Lineage: Eukaryota; Metazoa; Chordata; Amphibia; Anura; Ranidae. The record is from RefSeq and is a predicted model, not a curated record.
UUGUCUUUAGUGCUGUAUAGGAAAAUCUGCAGUUGUAAGCAGUGAUGCUGCCUGCCUGUGUUGUCCUUUGCUGUGGUGGUGCUGAAUCUCUGCUCAUAUUUCCCAUGCUCUGAAGCAAACUCCAUUGCUGCAAGAACAUCUAAAGUCUUAUCUUCUGCAUUAAAGGCCACCAUUGCAAGGAGAGAGUUUAUUUCUAAUCACUACCAAGACAUGAAGAUGUAUUCGCCAUGGGCUCGAUUCUACUCUAACAGCUGUUGCCUGUGUUGCCAUGUCCGCACUGGGACAAUUAUCCUUGGCGUGUGGUACCUGAUAAUAAAUUCAUUGGUCCUUCUUAUACUGCUGAGUGCCCUCGCUGAUCCAGACCUCUAUCACCUUUCAAGCAAUGACUUGAGGAAUGAAUUUUAUUAUAUGGAUGAGGCCAACAUGUGCAUUGCUACUUCAGUAUCACUCCUAAUGAUUUUAAUCUGUGCAAUGGCGACAUACGGUGCCUACAAGCAACAUGCUGCUUGGAUUAUCCCAUUUUUUUGCUACCAGAUUUUUGACUUUGCUCUGAACUCCCUGGUUGCUGUCAGUGUGCUUGUCUAUCCCAACACAAUUCAGGACUAUCUGCAGCAGCUGCCGUCCAGUUUCCCAUACAAGGAAGAGAUUCUGUCCGUGAAUCCCACAUGUCUUGUUGUGAUCAUUCUAUUCUUCAUCAGUAUCAUCCUGGCUUUUAAGGCUUACCUAAUCAGCUGCGUGUGGAACUGUUAUCGAUACAUCAACAGCCGCAAUUCGUCAGAUGUGUUGGUCUAUGUAACCACCAAUGACACAACAGUCCUUUUACCUCAAUAUGAAGACAGUGCAAGUGGAACAUCUAAGGAGCCUCCUCCACCCUACAUGUCAGCCUGAAGAAAAGCUGAAAACCCAACAUCAGAAAGAUUCAGCAGCUUUAUAAAUAUCUGAAGCAUUGGGGCAAUAAUACAUUUCAUCCACUGGUUAUAUUCUACUGAACGGCAGCACUACCAAAUAUCUUGUCAAUAAGCAUACCAUGAAUUAAAUGCACUAUGUUCCGCUGACAGCUAAAAGAUAGCCUAGUCAUGUCAAUGACUUUGAUUUUGGAGUCAUUGUGGAAGACUGAACAGAGAACCUUAGUGCAUCCCCUAUGGUGUUUCCCUUUGGCUUUGUAAUGUGACAUCUUUGAAACCUAUGUGCAAAGUGUUCUGUACAACAUACAUACUGUUUCCUUAUCCUAAAAUCUGCACUUACCUGGUCCCAUUGCUUUUAAUAGAGUAACGAUGUAAUGAAUUCAUGUUGAUAUUGUAUAUACUGAUUUUAAGGGUACUUGCACACUUGCGUGGACUGCUUAUCCAUAGCGUCUUCAUUCCUUUACUUUUGCUCUUUCUGUACUUUUUGUGUAUUACUUUAACAAAGUCUUCUAAUAAACAACAUUUAGACAAUGUAUAGCUGUAGAACAUUGUAUAUUAGGUAUGGAACAUUGAAUAUUAAAAUCAGAACCAUAACCAAUAUUUAGGCUGCAUGACUUUAGGCUGUUGAUCUUUGUAAACCUAAUACACUCUGGUCCAAAUAAUAAAGUUUAUUUUUUUUUCAGCUUACAGAAUAUAUGGCAUUUGCUAUGUAAUUUCAUUACAAAGUGAAAUUAAGACUGCAUGAUCAACCUAAGUAACUCUUUGCAUGUCCAAAAAAAAAGGUGAACCCAAUUUAAUAUAUAAUAGUACAAAUAAAAAGUGUUCCUUUUUUUGAUGAUUUCGUAUAAACAUUCAUGACUUUUUACGGAACAUGAAUGAAUGCGGGUGAAUUUGGGCAGGCUAUCAUUUAGCGCUCUCUGUAAAUGGGAAAUGCAUAUGUAAAGAAUUAUACAUUUAUAUAUAUGGUAUAUAUAUUUUGUUUGGGUUAUGCCUGACCUUAAUGUAUUUUGAGGAGUUAAGACAUUAUCCAUUCCAAAGAGGAUACAGCCUUGCAAUUUGCCGUUGCUUUGCUACAUUCAGUCAGAUUGAUGAAUACGCAAUUGUCUUAAAUGAGAAUUUUAUUUUGAUACACAGUGUGGCAAAGCAUUUGGAGUCGAUAUAUUUAGGCAUUUCGAAUGGCAGAAUGCAAGUGCUAAGCAUUACUAACUCUUAACCCUUCGAUUGAAAAUGCAAUAUUGGCUGAAAUAUGUAGACAUCUGUUAGUUGUGUCUUUUACUCACUGACUUUUUUUUUGUGUUGUCCAUAUUUUUGUUAUAAUAAAUAAUGUUUAAAACUUAAA